Messenger RNA from Colius striatus (speckled mousebird), 1968 nucleotides. It is a transcript of the gene AMH, whose product is annotated as anti-Mullerian hormone. The transcript has 5 exons. Gene Ontology annotation, biological process: gonad development; Mullerian duct regression. Lineage: Eukaryota; Metazoa; Chordata; Aves; Coliiformes; Coliidae. The record is from RefSeq and is a predicted model, not a curated record. The coding region runs from base 1 to 1968 and encodes 655 amino acids. Gene Ontology annotation, molecular function: growth factor activity.
AUGGGGGUCGCUGUGAGGGCGCUGCUGCUGUGCCUGGCGCUGCUGGUCCCCUCCGCAGCCCGGCCGAGCCAGGGCACAGCGGGGGAAGGGCUUUCCCCGGCCCUCCGCCCGCAGCAGGGUCAGCCCGAGGAGCUGGGACACGGCCGGGAGCAGGGAGAGAGAGCGACCGGGGGCAGAGGCGGCCGCAGCUCCGCGGCAGCACCGGCGCUGGGGGCUGCGACUCGCCUCUGGGCUGAGGCUGAGGCUGCAAAGUGCCUCCGAGGGAUGGCUGAGGAAGGGCCCCUGGGCUCCGUGCUGCAGCCCUGGCCCCUCGGGGGGCUGGAGGGGCCGGUGUGCAGGGUGAGGAUGGACCGGGACGGGCUGAGCCUGAGGCACAUGGACGUGGUCGGUGUCCUCGGCCACUACGAAAGCGGCUUCAUCAAGCGGCUGAGACAGAGAGCCCGCUGGGACCAAAGCUCUCUGGAGACCUUUGGGCUGUGCCCAGGGGGGCAGCUGGGUGCUGCCCAUCCCCUGCAGCAGAUCCACGCUCAUGUGCUGGAGCCAGGGCAGCCCCGGGAGAGAUUCCUCGUGCUGCAUCUGGAGGAAGUGCGGUGGGAAGCUCAGGUGAAGCUGAGGUUCCAGCUGCCUUUCCAGCCCGAGCUGGGCCGGGCUCUGGGCGAGCUCCGGGCCGCGCUGCUGCUGUUCUACGCGGGUCGUGGCGCGGGGCCGGGCCCGCGGGAGCUGGAGACCACCGGCCCCGGGCUGGCGCGGCCGCAGAGCCUCUGCCUCAGCAGGGACACCCGGUACCUGGCCCUGGGAGCCGCCGUGGCGUCCGUCAGCCGCGGCUCGGAGCGGCUCAGCUUCGAGGCCUCGCUGUCCAUCCGGCACCGCGGGCCCGCGGGUGCCCUCCUGUCCUCCACCGAGACCCAACAGCUCCUGUUUGGCUCUGACGACAAGUGCUUCACCAGGAUGACCCCUGUGCUGCUCCUGCUGGCCAAGGCUCCGCAGGAAGAGGUGGCUUUGGCUCCUUCUUCCUACCUCUCUGCUGACGGGAUGGUGGAAACAGCUCCGUACCCACAGCUCAGCCCACCCCAGGCCGAGGCUGAGGAGCUGCCGUUCCCCACCGCCCUGAGCCAGACCAACGCCUCGUCCCCGGUGCCCGGUGGCACCAGCCAGUUCCUGAGCGUCCUGACCCUGUUCAUCCGCCGGGUCCUGAACUCCUCCAGCGAGCCCCCCACCCAGCCCAGCGCCCAGCACUGGCUGGACUUCCAGCUGAUGGAGACCCUCCCUCACCAGCUGCUCAACCUGUCGGAGGAGGCUGCUCUGGAGCGCCUGGUGCGGUCGGAGGAGCCGUCGGUGCUGCUCUUCCCUCAGGACAGCGGAGCCGAGCUGGAGCAGCACCUGGGGGGUUGGCAGCCCGAGGGCACCGUGCUGCAGCUGCUGACGCUCAAGCUGCGGGCGGUGAUCCAGGAGCUGAAGGACAUCCCGGCUUUCCGAGCCAACGCGGGCCUUUUCCAGCAGCUCCUGAGCUUCUGUGACCACCCCACGAGCGCGGGCGAGGGCGAGGGCCGGGGCCCCGGGAAGCUGCGCACGCUGCUGCUGCUGAAGGCGCUGCAGACGGUGCGGGCGCAGUGGCAGGAGCGGCGCAAGGCGCAGCGGCAGCAGCGCAGCGCCCGGCACCAGGCCCACUGCCGCCUGCACGAGCUCACCAUCGACCUGCGCGACCGCAACUUCGUCGUCAUGCCCACGGUCUACGCGGCCAACAACUGCGAGGGGCCCUGCAAGCUGCCCCUGUCCACGCGGGUGCACGGCUACUACUCGCACACCGUGCUGCUGCUGGGCAUGCAGGAGCGGGGCUCGGCCCUGCGGCGCCCCCCGUGCUGCGUCCCCGUCCGCUACUCGGAUCAGCUCAUCAUCAGCCUCUCGGCCGAAGGGCUGGAGGUCCGCAAGUUCCCCAACAUGGUGGCAGAGGAGUGUGGCUGCCGGUAG